Messenger RNA from Episyrphus balteatus (marmalade hoverfly), 1533 nucleotides. Its product is annotated as WD repeat domain phosphoinositide-interacting protein 3. Gene Ontology annotation, molecular function: phosphatidylinositol-3,5-bisphosphate binding; phosphatidylinositol-3-phosphate binding; protein binding. Lineage: Eukaryota; Metazoa; Arthropoda; Insecta; Diptera; Syrphidae. Gene Ontology annotation, biological process: protein localization to phagophore assembly site; protein lipidation; autophagy of mitochondrion. Gene Ontology annotation, cellular component: cytosol; phagophore assembly site membrane; extrinsic component of membrane. The record is from RefSeq and is a predicted model, not a curated record. Bases 336 to 1358 code for a protein of 340 amino acids. The transcript is spliced from 5 exons.
AUCUCCGAGCACAUAAUUCGCUUCACAUUUCACAGUCGAAGAAGAAACAACACAAAAGUAGAACAAUUUUUUAUUUGUUAUCAUUUAUUUUGUUUGUAAAGAAGAAAAAAAAUCACACCGAGUUCGAGUUCACGAACUAAAUCGACAAAAAGAAAAAAAUAAUUAAUUAAUCAUUGAGUGCAUUUCAAUUUGAAGAAAAUUUAUAAUAUAUCAAAACCAUCGUCACAAAAGCCGCAGCUAACAAACUGCAAUAGUUUUUUUUUUUAAUGAAAUAAAUCAAAGGUAAAAAAAGGAGCACACACCACAAAUCCAAAAAAAAACCAAAAUUAACAAAAAUGAAUUUAAUCGACACAAACCCUUACGGCAAUGGCCUCCUCUAUGCCGGAUUUAAUCAAGAUCAAGGGUGCUUUGCUUGUGCCACGGAUACAGGUUUUCGUGUCUACAACUGCGAUCCACUCAAAGAAAAAGAACGCCAAUAUUUCUCCGAAGGUGGACUCAGUCAUGUCGAAAUGCUUUUUCGUUGUAAUUAUUUGGCCCUAGUUGGUGGCGGCAUCCGUCCAUUGUAUCCACCCAACAAAGUCAUUGUUUGGGAUGAUUUGAAGAAAGCACCAGCAAUUUCUUUAGAUUUCAAUCAACCUGUUAAAGCAGUUCGUUUGCGUCGGGACAGAAUUGUUGUGGUUUUGGAGGGUGUUAUUAAAGUUUACACAUUCACACAACAGCCACAGCAAUUGCAUGUCUUUGAGACGAGCACAAAUCCGCAAGGAUUGUGUGUUUUAUGUCCACAUAGUAAUAAGAGUCUUUUAGCUUUUCCUGGUCGAAGAACUGGACAUGUUCAGAUUGUUGAUUUAGCUAAUACAGAAAGAGCUCCAUUGGAAGUUGUUGCCCAUGAAGCAUCUAUUAGUUGUAUUGCAUUGAAUUUACAAGGAACUCGAUUGGCUACGGCUAGCGAAAAAGGAACUCUCAUUCGCAUUUUUGAUACUGAUAAUGGAAAGAAGGUUGCUGAAUUGAGACGAGGUAGUAAUCAGGCAACUAUCUAUUGCAUUAACUUUAAUCACCAAUCAACAAUGUUGGUGGUAUCUUCGGAUCAUGGAACUAUUCACGUUUUCAAUUUGGAUGAUCCCAAGCCAAAAGAAUCCUCAAUUCCUAUCAUACCAAAAUAUUUCUCUAGCCAGUGGAGUUUCGUUAAAUUCUCUAUUCCCCAAGGACCGCCAUGUGUCUGUGCAUUUGGAUCCGAUCCGAAUUCCGUCAUUGCGAUAUGUGCCGAUGGACAUUAUUACAAGUUUGUUUUUAACAACAAAGGAGAUUGCAGUCGUGAUGUUUGCACUCAGUUUCUGGAACUUACCGAUGAACAAUCUUAAUUCGGCGAUGAAAAUUGAUGAAACAAAAAUCUAAAAACGUGAUUUUUUUCAAAAAUAUAUAUUUUAUUAUAUUAUUUACUUGGUAAAUGAAUAUUGAUCUUAUUCAUAUAUAAAUAUUAUUUAAGACUUUAAAUAUAUAAAAAUAAUAAAAAAUAACAUCCCUCAAACACUCACA